Messenger RNA from Rotaria sp. Silwood1, 1008 nucleotides. NCBI's taxonomy places the organism in Eukaryota, Metazoa, Rotifera, Eurotatoria, Philodinida, Philodinidae. The record is from the annotation of a GenBank genome assembly.
AUGUUUUCAUCAUUUACUCAUGGUUUCGUUUUGGGGAUUGGAGCAGCACUUAUUCUUAUACUUGUUAUUUUGAAUGGAUCUUCCCAUCCCUUAUUUUUCGUGUCUCGUUUUCAAAAUAUCAACCGGUAUCAAUCCUCAAGUAACGGGUCUCUGGUUAAGAUUUCAUAUGACAAUAAUCCAUUUUUUGUAUUUCCUGACGAAUGUCCUAUUGUUCGUGCCUAUCUCGACGUUGUUCGUGAUACUGUCUGCGGUUUAACUCUUCUUACGCGUGAACAUACUUCUGGUUUUAAUAAUUCAAUACAUCCAAUUAAAGUUGAUACACGAAUAAAAGGUGUAGAUUUUCCUGUAUUUGGUAUCACUAUGAUUGGACAGCAACGUUUGACAAAUAUCGAAUGGGCAUUAAGAUUUGUAAUUGCGAACAAAAUUCCGGGUGAUUUCAUUGAAUGUGGUGUUUGGAGAGGUGGAGGUGCAAUAUUUGCUCGCGCUGUUCUUAAAGCAUUGAAUAAUAAUGAUAAACAUGUAUGGGUAGCUGAUUCAUUUCAAGGAUUACCGAAAGCGAGAACGAAGAAUGAUCAUGAUCGUUGGGUGACGAUGGAAUUUUUGAAGGUUUCGCUUGAAGAAGUGCAAGAAAAUUUUCGUUCAUUUAAUUUACUAGAUGAUCAUGUUCAUUUUUGUAAAGGAUAUUUUGUUGACUCACUUCCACGCUGUAAUAUAUCUCAAAUAGCUGUUCUUCGAAUGGAUGGUGACAUGUAUGAAUCAACUAUGGAUCAAUUAUUUAAUUUAUAUUCAAAAUUACAAAUAGGUGGCGUUAUUAUAGUAGAUGACUAUGGAAUUCCAGAAUGUGCUCAAGCUAUACAUGAUUUUCGUAGCUGGCAUCAUAUAACAGACGCUAUUCAACUCAUCCCACAUAGCGAAACAGGUCGUUACUGGAUAAAAAGGCAAAAGAUUAAAGUACAACGUGAUCGAUAUAUACCACUUCUAUCUCCAACGAAAAAACCUGCGGAAUGA